Messenger RNA from Cinclus cinclus, 916 nucleotides. It is a transcript of the gene PTTG1IP, whose product is annotated as PTTG1 interacting protein. Gene Ontology annotation, cellular component: cytoplasm; nucleus. Bases 1 to 507 code for a protein of 168 amino acids. The transcript is spliced from 7 exons. NCBI's taxonomy places the organism in Eukaryota, Metazoa, Chordata, Aves, Passeriformes, Cinclidae. The record is from RefSeq and is a predicted model, not a curated record. Gene Ontology annotation, biological process: protein import into nucleus.
AUGGCCCCGGUUCUGCUGCGGCUCUGCGCGCUCGCCCUGGCCCUGCUGCCCGCCGCCGUCACCGCGCAGGACGCGGCCGGAGAUUGUCACCAGUACACGAACAGGAGCUGUGAGGAGUGCCUGAAAAAUGUCACCUGCCUGUGGUGUGCCAGCACCAGAAGGUGCAUUGAAUACCCCGUGCGAAGAAUCCUUCCCCCGGCCGAGCUGUGUGAGCUCCGCUCUGCGCGCUGGGGAGUCUGCUGGGUGAACUUUGAAGCCCUGAUCAUUGCAAUGUCCGUGGUAGGAGGAACACUUCUGAUCAUGCUGGGGGUCUGUUGCUGCUGCUGCUGUUGUAAGAAAAAGAGCAAAAAGCCAGACAAGGACGAUGAGAGGGCAGCCCGGGAGCGGGAGAAGAGGCGGGUGAGGCAGGAGGAGAGGAGAGCAGAGAUGAAAUCACGGCAUGAUGAAAUCCGAAGAAAAUACGGCCUGUUCAAGGAAGAGAACCCUUAUGCAAAAUUUGAGAAUUAGCAUCUCCAGACCCACCCACCUUGGUGAACAGUGCCUUCUGCAGAGCCAAAAGUCUCCAGGCUUCCCCCCCACCACCAUGGUGCCACUUCAACUGCCACAGGGGAUGACCCAGAUAUUUGGUGACACCAUUGUCCCCACUCCAGGUGCUUGGUUUGGUCAGACCUUUGCUCUUGCCCUGCUGGUGCAAGGAACCGUGGUGACAGUACUGGAGGAUUUCUUCUCACUCACCCCUGGAGUGGUUGUGGUGUCCAAAGCAAUGCACGUAGCAGUCCUUGUCCCAGCCAGGGUCAAAAGCAACAUCACACAUUUCCCUCACUCCUGCCUCACCAAGAAAACUUGAUGCACACAGGGCUAGGCUGUUCUGCUCUGCCCCCCCCCCCCCCCCCUUUUUUUUUUCUUUUAGUAUAUG